Molecule: messenger RNA, 2861 nt
Organism: Hemicordylus capensis (graceful crag lizard)
Lineage: Eukaryota; Metazoa; Chordata; Lepidosauria; Squamata; Cordylidae
Product: transmembrane protein 178B-like
Exons: 4
Coding region: 540-1436 (298 amino acids)
Cellular component (GO): membrane
Source: RefSeq, a predicted model, not a curated record
CCUAGCAGGAGAGAGUGCGCUAAAACGAACCGUGCUGCAGCACUCAAGCCAGCCUUGCUCUCAGGCUCGGCCUUCUGCUCUGAAACUCUCGUCGUCAGUAAUCUCACAGCUGGUAAGGCGGGGUGGGUGGCGAAGGAGAUGAAUAGCAGCAGGCUCCUCUCUCUUAUUGCUGCCGACGCGCUCCAGUUCGAGUCCUGAUAUUAAACACCGUUUGGGAGUGCAACCAGGGUCUCGCCUCGCUCUCUUCGAAUCCAGCUAGAACGAACGUGAGCUCUUAAGUUUCCCUUGGCUCUGUGCAAGCCGCCGCCAAAGUCAAGCAGCCCCCAGAAGGCCCGCCCGGCUCAGGAGCAGCUGCGGCCCGAGGGCGCGGCCUUCCUCUCCUGGAGACGGCUGGUGCCGAGCCUGUCCCGUCGCGUCCGUCCGGUCCCCCGGCCUGGCGUCCCUCUCGAGCCACGAGGGCCGCCUGCGGCGGGCGGCGCGGGGCUGCGGCCCCCCGGCCGGGCUGCAGGGGGAGCAGCGGCGGCGGCGGCGCGGGGAAGAUGGCGGCCGCAGCUCAGGCGCUGAGCUGCUCGGGGCUGCUGCUGGCCGCCGCCGCCCUCGCCCUGCUGACCGUGGCCAUCGGCACCGAUUCCUGGUACGAGACGGACGCGCGGCGGCACCGCGAGCGCUGCCGGGGCUUCGGCCACAAGCGCAACGCCAACAACGACCCGCCGGGCUCCAUGUCGGCACCCAGCCCGCACCUGCCCCUCCGCGCCCGCCCGCCGCGGGCCCUGCUGCCCGGACAGACCCAGUCGCCCGCUGCGCUCCCCGCGGCUGCGGCUGCCGCCCUCGUCCUGGAAUCGCACUGCGGCCGCCACUUCAACUCCACCGUGUCCGGCCUUUGGCGGCGCUGCCACCGCGCGGGCUUCGAGCCUGACAGCGAGGAGCUCAUCCGGAAAGGAGUCAUUCAGCGUUGCACAGCUGUGAAGUAUCACUACACCUCAUCUUCUCUGCCACGCAACUUGCCUGUUAAUAUUACCAACACAAUCCGCCAAGAUGAGUGGCACGCCCUCCAUCUGCGGAGAAUGACAGCUGGCUUCAUUGGUAUGGCGGUUUCCAUCAUUCUGUUUGGAUGGAUCAUUGGCAUGCUGGGCUGCUGUAAAGAGCAUGAGCUCAUGCAGUAUGUAGCUGGACUGCUCUUCCUUAUGGGAGGUACAUGCUGCAUCAUCUCCCUUUGCACGUGUGUGGCUGGGAUAAACUUUGAGCUCUCUCGUUACCCUCGCUAUGUCUAUGGGUUACCAGAGGACAUCAGUCAUGGCUAUGGCUGGUCCAUGUUCUGUGCUUGGGGAGGCCUGGGACUGACGCUUCUGGCAGGAUUCUUAUGCACAUUGGCCCCCUCUCUCAACACUCCUCGGACUGUUGUACAGAAACCCAGACAGGAAAAUGGUGCUGUGUGAUGAGAAGAGCGCAAGAGACUCUAGUGAGGACAGUUGAGCUCCAGCAGUAGGUUACCACCAAUGCAGCAUGGGCAUCUGAGGUUAAUGAAGCAAGGUGGUUUCCACUGUGGAACAAACGAAGGGAUUCAAUUGCUUUGAGAAAGGGCAGGGGGAAAUACCACCCUUUGAUUCUUCAGCCUGCCUGUCUCCGAUGAAACCAGCCAGGAUUCAUUCUUGUUCCUGGUUUCUUGAAAGGAAAGCUUUCUGUUAAAUAGGGUGUGUUGCUGUAGGAUCUGUGAACCAUUAAGCGGAAUCAAAAGCCACUGUGAAUUCCCUUUGGUGUCCUGUGGCUGGGGGGCAGGUGUGUGUGUGUCUCUCUCUCUAUCUUUCCAGGACCUCUUGAGUGCCAGGUCAAAGGUGAAGCUAAAGGGAAAUCCAUCCAGCCUCAGUAUUGAUUCUUCUCUGUGGCAGAUACACUCUGCUGUUGCAGGCUUAACAUUGCCUAUAACAGUUAGUCAACUUUUGAGACCAGCUAGAGGUCUAGAUAUUAAGACAGGGAGGCUAGAAAAUUCCUCUGGACCACACAGUAUCUGAAACUUGUCAAUUCUGAAAGCCAACUACAUAUAGCAGUAGCUCACAAAGUAAUUUCGGGGAUAAUGUGUAGGAAACUAAGGGAAACUGCAUUACAAAGUGGACUUCAGAUGCAUCAAGAAUUCUCCCACAAGGGAGCAGGACGCAGCUAGGGAUAGGAAGUUAUCAAAACAUUCAGUGACUCAAGCUUACAGAUAGUGUGUGUGAGAGAGAAUGAACCUAACCAGAUUAUUUGCUUAUGACAUGCCUGCUCUUCAUGUGGAGAUAUGUUCAUUUAAAAAAUACCAUCACACAUUUCUAGCUGAGCACAGAAAGCAAGCUGCUGUCUAGGAAUAAUGUAGUCAUAGCAACUGCUGUGAUAGGAAAAUGAGACUUGUAGCCUGUCUCAACUCCUUCCAGAUUAAAUGCAAAAAGUACAGAUUUUCUCAUUACUUGGAAAACGAGUAUUCAAGAUGAGCACAGAAACUACAAAACCCAACAGCCCCUUGGUGGCAUUUUCUUAUUACUAACAGAAAAGGAAGCUCUCCUUGUUGAAGGGGCUCAGUAUGCAGAUGAAUAAGAGCAGGGGCCAACUCAGGAACAUCAUCAACAAUGGUGCUGAGGAGGAGUGCUGGUCUUUCCUCACUGUACUCCUUUUAUGCCUCCCUAAAAAGACUGCACAGAAGCCUUUUUUGGAGGGCUGUUUACAUUGUAUUUUUAAGUGGCAUGUAAUUAAUUACUCAGUGCUAAAGUCAGUGUCAAUGGAAUGGAAAGUCAAAAGUCAAUAGAAUGUCAAUGUCAAUGGAAAGUGUGAUUUUUAAAUGGAAGAUGUAAGUCUCAACAGGCAUUAAAAUUAAAGGCUUGGUUAUAGAAUGA